CACCCCGCUGCAAUCUGACACGCCCACGUACCAAGAAAGGCAAAAUAAUAUAAAAACAAAAAGAGAGCAGCUCAUAAGAAAGACAACAUCAUGGAGCUGGAGAACGUUUAUUACACCAAGGGCGACUACGUUGAGACGGCGUCCGGCAACAAGGUGUGCAGACACACGGUCCUCUGCGGCUCGCAGAACAUCAUUCUGCACGGCAAGACAAUCGUGCAGCAGGACGCCAUCAUCAGGGGCGACCUGGCCAACGUGCGCUCCGGCAGGUACUGCAUCAUCAGCAAAGGCGUCGUCCUGCGGCCGCCGUUCAAGAAGUUCAGCAAGGGCGUCGCCUUCUUCCCCCUGCAGAUCGGCGACCACGUCUUCUUUGGCGAGGGUGCGGUGGUGAACGCUGCUGUGAUCGGCAACUACGUGUACAUCGGCAAGAACUGCAUCAUCGGACGAAGGUGUGUCCUGAAGGACUGCUGCUAUAUUGCUGACAACACCGUCCUGCCGCCGGAGACAACGGUGCCGGCUUUCGUACACGUCGCUGGGUCUCCAGGGGUCAGUGUCGGGGAACUGCCCGAGUGCACUCCAGACCUGAUGACUGAAUACACCAAAAGCUACUACCAACACUUUGUGCCCCACGCAUUGUGUUAGGGAAUGAUAUUAUUUUUAAUUUAUUUUAUUAUUAAAAAUUGUUGGAAAAAGUCUUUGCAGUGCAUUCUGUCAAUAGAUUUAACUUAAUUUUUAUGGAAUAUAUGUUUUAUUUAUCAUCAAUUUAUUGUUAAAAACGGUUAUAAAUUAAAUAACAUAAUUAUGUGCAUCUUAUAGAUGCUCCGUCAAUAAAAAUCAUUUAAUACCAUUUGCGAAACCUUA
Molecule: messenger RNA, 858 nt
Organism: Neocloeon triangulifer
Lineage: Eukaryota; Metazoa; Arthropoda; Insecta; Ephemeroptera; Baetidae
Gene: DCTN5-p25
Product: dynactin subunit 5
Exons: 2
Coding region: 91-639 (182 amino acids)
Source: RefSeq, a predicted model, not a curated record